CCUUCAACACAUUUCCCAGCGGAGACCAUGACGGUCUGGGUGACUCUACUUCGCGUGGUUACUUCUAUCGCCCAGAUUGGAAUGAUUCUCAGUCCAGGACCCGACAUUAUCCGUGUUCACAAGCACAAGACCACAGGCGAGAUGGCGGCACUUCCGCUAAUUGCAAUGAUCGUCAACAACCACCUAUGGACGCUGUACGGGUACCUAACCGACAGUAUCUUUCCGCUCAUGACAACGCAACUGUUCGGCGAGCUCGCAGCCAUGGUGUUCACUGCGAUAUAUUAUCGUUGGUCGAGUGACCGUCCAGCAUUGAACAAGUUGCUCGCUUGGGCUCUUUUAGGGUAUGCUGUCAUCACUGCGUAUGUGGUGCUGGGCAUUGCCAGAGUUACGAACCAAACCGAUGACGAAGUAGGCAAAACGUUAGGAUACGUCGGUAUCGGCAUCAACCUUUGGAUGUACGGGUCUCCAUUAGGCACAGUUCGACACGUGCUGAGGACCCAGUCGGCUGUGUCGUUGCCGAUCAACUUGAGCGUCAUGAUGUUCUUCACUACGGUGUUGUGGGUCGCCAUUUCCAUCGUGGACGGGGAUAUGCUCAUCAUGUCGUUGAACAUUGCGGGUGUGAUACUGAGUAUCAUCCAGAUCACAUUGUACAUUCGCUUUCGACCAAACCCUGCGAUCGCACAGGAGGAGGAAUUUGAGUUCGCGGACAAGCAGAUUGCAGUUGUCAUCUCUCCGAAAGACACCAUGCUACACUCUGCUAAGAACCCCGUCUACCAGGCACUUGCGUCGCCAGUUGAAACAACUCGAUCCUGAGACGACAUUAGGAGUGAUAAAAUACGCUUAAUAAAGUUUGAAAUUUUUGCAACUGUAGAA
Messenger RNA from Phytophthora nicotianae INRA-310, 873 nucleotides. RefSeq lists its product as hypothetical. The transcript has 2 exons. Gene Ontology annotation, cellular component: membrane. The record is from RefSeq and is a predicted model, not a curated record. NCBI's taxonomy places the organism in Eukaryota, Oomycota, Peronosporomycetes, Peronosporales, Peronosporaceae. Gene Ontology annotation, molecular function: sugar transmembrane transporter activity. Bases 28 to 813 code for a protein of 261 amino acids. Gene Ontology annotation, biological process: carbohydrate transport.